AAAAGUUCUCUCCUUUCCUCUCUUCUUCUCCUCGGCUUCUCCUCAUCAUUCCUCCCAACCGAUCCUCUCUUCUUCUUCUCCUCCUCCUCCUCCUUCGAAGCCAAGCAAAAACCUCUACAAGUCUCCCCACCUCCUCCUUCGAUAAAGCUAUUCGCCUAUCUUCUCUUAUCGCACUUCUCUGAGAUCAGCAGAAGCAGGGCAGCGGCGAUGUCCAACGUCGACGUCGAGAGGGGCGGCAGCGGCGCCGCUGGAGGCAAGGGAGGGGGCGCCACGGGGUACUACCAUGGUGGCGGAAGAGGCGCGGCUGCUGUGUCUCCGUUCUACUACGACAUCGGGUCGUCGGCAGAGCGGGAGUGGACGCCGUGGAUCGUCCCCAUGAUCCUGGUGGCAAACGUGGCGAUGUUCGUGGUGACCAUGUACGUCAACAAUUGCCCCCACCACCCCAACCUUUAUGGUUCGUGCGUCGCUGGCUUUCUCCACCGCUUCUCCUUUCAGCCUCUCCGCGAGAAUCCCCUCUUGGGUCCUUCCUCCUCCACAUUGCAGAAGAUGGGGGGUCUUGAAUGGGAAAAAGUGGUGCAUCAGCAUCAAGGAUGGAGGCUGCUGACAUGUAUCUGGUUGCAUGCCGGUGUUGUACAUCUGCUUGCUAAUAUGCUGAGCCUUCUUUUUAUUGGAAUUCGCCUGGAACAGCAAUUUGGAUUCGUGAGGAUUGGGACAGUAUACCUUCUAUCAGGAUUUGGUGGUAGCAUCCUCUCAUCUCUAUUCAUUAGAAACAGUAUUUCUGUUGGUGCAUCCGGUGCUUUGUUUGGACUUCUUGGAGCGAUGCUGUCAGAACUCAUCACAAACUGGACUAUAUACGCAAACAAGGCUGCGGCUCUGUUAACUCUAUUGGUCAUCAUUGUGAUCAAUUUAGCUGUGGGGAUAUUACCACAUGUUGAUAAUUUUGCCCAUAUCGGAGGAUUUCUAACAGGAUUUCUCCUAGGCUUUGUACUACUGAUCCGGCCUCAGUUUGGUUGGUUGGAACGCCAUAAUUUGCCCCUGGCAAGCCAGGUCAAGUCAAAGUAUAAAGCUUACCAGAAGAUAUUAUGGGUGGUUGCACUGGUUUUGCUGGUAGCUGGAUUUGUUGUUGGCUUGGUAAUGCUUUUCCGUGGGGAGAAUGGAAAUGAUCGUUGCCAUUGGUGUCACUAUCUAAGUUGUGUGCCGACAUCCCGAUGGAAAUGUAGUAAUUGAAAACUGGUUUCAUCAUGCAUAGGCUGUGGAGCAGAUAUUAAGCUUUACUUGGAGGACAGUUUCAUAUUACACUUGAGUGUUACACUACCUUUUAUUCUUCUGUGCAUAGCUAUAAAGCUGGUUGCUUGUUCAGUGGAUCUUAGUGAUCUAUAUCUAGUUUCUUCAAUUAUUUAGAUUUAGGUGCCCUGGUUUUUGCGAUAUCUACCAUUCUUUUAAUAUAUCAAUAUUUUCAUAUACUGUCAGCUUUAAUAAAACCAUAAGAUCUAUGUUGAUGAAAAUUUUGGUUUU
Elaeis guineensis (African oil palm) is the source of this 1515-nucleotide messenger RNA. RefSeq names its product RHOMBOID-like protein 2. Gene Ontology annotation, biological process: proteolysis. The record is from RefSeq and is a predicted model, not a curated record. Gene Ontology annotation, cellular component: membrane. Gene Ontology annotation, molecular function: serine-type endopeptidase activity. Lineage: Eukaryota; Viridiplantae; Streptophyta; Magnoliopsida; Arecales; Arecaceae.